Molecule: messenger RNA, 1753 nt
Organism: Solanum tuberosum (potato)
Lineage: Eukaryota; Viridiplantae; Streptophyta; Magnoliopsida; Solanales; Solanaceae
Product: F-box/LRR-repeat protein At3g48880-like
Exons: 5
Coding region: 537-1502 (321 amino acids)
Source: RefSeq, a predicted model, not a curated record
UAGUGUAGAUUAAUUUUCAAUUUCAUUCAAUAAUGGAAGGAAGCUAUUGUGGUCUCCUCAUUCUUCUUCUUCCCAAGUACAAGUAUGGCUGUAGAGCUAUGGCAAACACUGGAAGAUUCUGUCACAGCUCUCUCUCCGGCAAUUUCUUUUACACUAUGUUGUCUCGGAGUUUUUUGGUUCACCAGAUCGUGCUCACCACCAGAGAUUUCGAGGAACAGAUGCAACCUCCAUUUCAGCUUGGAGAGAUUUCUGAAGAGGAAUUGGAGCAGUAUGAUUCAAAGAAGAUGGCAAUCAAUGGUCAGAUCUAUCAUAUUUCUCAGAGCAGGUAGGAUAGCAAAAAAGGAAAAAAUGUUAAAGAUUGUUGACCAGAAUCAAUUUACAGGUGGAUGACAUUUCCAUUUCCAUUUGACCAAGAUUUCGUAUACGACUCUCACUCCUCAUCAAAGCACACUAACAUCCCACAAUUUUCACCCAAUAAUUUUUGCGCACACUGAAGUGAAUAAACAAUCUAAAGGAGUUUAGGAGAUUGAAGCUUUAUGAUGGAAUUUAAAAAAGAAAGAAAGAUUGAGGCUGUUGUUAUGGAAAAAGGAGAUUCUCCGGUAAGGAGAUGGGAGGACCUUGAUAUUAAUAUCUUGGUGACGAUACUCCUGUCCUUUGACCUUUUCCAGUUGAUAUAUGCAAUUCCUCAAGUUUGUCGUGCAUGGCGAUUGGCUUGUUGUGAUCCACUUCUCUGGAAAACGCUGGACUUGUCCGUGUUGCAAUCAAAUUUCAUCAGACUCCCAUUGAAGCCAUACGUAUAUGUCGACAGUCCGUCUGAAAAAAAAUUGACCGGACUCCUAAAUAUUUGCUUGAACCUCAGUCAUGGAAACAUACAAACAUUGAUCUUCCAUACCAAUUUGUAUGUUAACGACAAUCAGUUGACUUUUGCUGCCGAGAGGUGUCCACGGCUUAAACGCCUAGUUAUGCCUUCUUGGAACAAAAUUAAAAAGCGAACAAUGUGCAGGGCUAUUCAUAUAUGGAAAGAUCUUGAAUCACUAACGAUGCCAAGUAUAAAUAAUCCUGCACGUGUCAUCGAGGAAAUUGGCAGGAGUUGCCAAAAUUUUUCCGCGCUCAAAAUUAUGGGGCCCUGUGAUAUGCUGUUUGCAUCUGCACUGGCUUCAUUUCUUCCAAACUUGGAAGUAUUGAGUGUGAGGUGCACGGUGUUAUCUAAACCUGCUCUGGCUAUUAUCUUGGAGGAGUUGAAAAAGUUGAAAGUGCUCAACAUAUCUCAUUGCAUAAUUACUGAAGACCCUGAAGAUCCUCCACUUGAACCGAUGAAUAUUCUGACCGAGCUGGAUGAAUCAAUUCUUGAAAAAGCGUCUAGGUUAGACAAAUUCCUAACCUGCAUGAGUGACUCAUGCAUCAUGUGUCAGCGUGCUCUGAAUGAUCAAGGGUUUAUGAGGUGGUAUAAGUAUGAAGAAGACCUCUGGAAAGUGGAUGAGGUGAAAUCUCUUGCAGUUUGACAACUUUUAAGAAGAUAUUGCUUCAUGAGCUGAAGGUCUGGAGUAAAUGUGGAAGCUUGUGUAGGUUUCAUGUUCUCUGUGUUUCUAUGAACUUGUGCUUUUCGUUUCUGUGUUUUCGUAGUACACAGUGAAUUAUUUACCCAGUUUUAUAUGUAUUGCCAAGCAUAGUAAGCUUAUACUUUGUUUUGCUAAGCUUUUGGGAUGCUAAACGUGUUUAUUUUCUCAUUAAAAAGGUGAGAUAUUUGGUUAAA